GUUUGGAGAGCGUGUUGAGUUUAAUCAAUUCAUAACGUCGAGAUGGAGCCGAACUCACUGAAGUGGGUGGGCUCGUCUUGCGGUUUACAUGGACCAUACAUUUUCUAUAAAGCCUUUAAAUUUCACCAAGAAGCCAAGCCGAGGAUUUUGUCUCUGGGUGACUUUUUCUUUGUCAGAUGUAAACCUGAGGAACCUAUUUGCAUAGCGGAGCUCCAACUGCUCUGGGAAGAAAGAACAAGCAAGCAACUUUUAUCAAGUUCCAAACUUUAUUUUCUACCAGAGGAUACUCCCCAGGGAAGGACGGUCACACACGGAGAGCAUGAAGUCAUUGCCGUAUCCGAGAAGGUGAUAGUGCGUCUGCAGGACCUGGUGAAGUGGGCCGUGCCGGACUCGUCGCUAUGGGGACAUGGGCUGAAGGUGGAGCCCCUGAAGCCCGCCGUACUACACAAGCUGGGCACCAACGGGCGUCGAGAGGCUCUGCACCGCUACAGGGAUACCACCUGGACCAGCGGCCUCAACUUCAAGGAUGUGCAGAGGGAGAGGGCCAAGCUAGGUCAAGAGGAGGAUGGCCGUAAAGUACUGGUCCUGAGUUACCCACAGUACUGCCGGUACCGCUCAGUGAUGGUGCGUCUCCGGGAGCAACCGUCAUCUCUGCUCAUUGACCACACUGUGCUGGCUCUGGGGGGCAUCGCGGCGCUGGGAGGAGCCACGAGGAUCCUUUACUGUAGGGACACCUUUGAGCACCCCUCCCUCCUGCACAACGACAGCAUCUGUGAUCAGUUUGCCCCUAACCUGAAAGGACGACCUCGAAAAAAGAAGCUGUCGGUGUCCCAGAGAAGAGACUCCCAGAGCCAGGCUCAGGGUCAAGGUCAAGGGUCAUCGGGGUCAUGUCAGGUUUCCGCAGUGGCCUCAGUGCAGGACCCCUGCAGUGCAGAGAACAAAGCUUCUAUAAAGGUCAAGCCAAGCUGUAAAGUGGUACCCAACGGCAAAAUACCUCCAGUAGCCAAACACAAGGCCAACAACCUCAGCAAGAAGUGUGUACCUGAAGAGAAAGAGCGGGUCAAGGAGAAGGAAAAGAGAGAGGAGAGGGAGGUGAAGGUGGAGCAGGAGGAGAGGAGAGAGGAGGAGCUGACGGAGGAGGGGCGGGCGGAGGAGCAAGCCUUCUUAGUGGAGCUCUACAAGUACAUGAAGGAACGGGACACGCCAAUCGAGAGGAUUCCCUUCCUCGGAUUCAAACAGAUCAACCUUUGGACCAUGUUUCAUGCUGCUCAGAAACUCGGAGGAUAUGAGUUGAUCACAGUUCGCCGUCAGUGGAAACAUGUCUAUGAUGAAUUAGGCGGAAACCCCAGCAGCACCAGUGCAGCCACAUGUACGCGCAGGCACUACGAAAGACUCCUCCUUCCAUAUGAGAGGCACAUUAAAGGCGAGCAGGACAAGCCCCUCCCCCUGACUAAACCCAGGAAGCAGGAGGGCGGCCCAGAGAAGGCACCAGGAGCCAAACUCAAAGGACUGGGGACCAAGAAACCCAAAAACCCCAACAAUCUCAAACAGGCCAGUAAAAAGGAGAGAGGAGACGCCACUCUAGGCCAGGAGCAAUCACAGGAUGUAAGCACUAAGGAGGAGAUACACAGUAGGUCUUUGGUAAAUCCAGAUGAACCCAUUGUAAUAGAAGAGGAGGAACUGCACCUCACGCUGAAGGAGGAGACCCUGUCAGCUGAGCAGGGGUCACUGUUGUGCCCCAAAGAGCCUGACUAUAGGAGCCAUGUAUCAGGGCGAGGUCUCCUCACAGUGCCCUGUCCUCCGCCUGAGUGGAGACAAAUCAGUGACGCCCUGCAAGUCAAACUCACCUGUGAACAGCCCACUGAAGGGCAUUUUAUCCACAAAAACCCCUACCUGCCUCACCGCUGGGACCACCACAAACCAGUGGCACACAUCGCCCUUCCUGAGACCACUUCAAGAGUAAAGGACACUGUAGAGAGUCAUGGGGGGAGAGUGGGCAAAGUGCUGCCAAUGUGUAAGCAGCUAGAGCGGCAGUCUGCAGACAGCAGCUCAGAGGACGACUAUACUGUCAUAAAGAAGGAGUCUGCAGCUUACAAAGCCAGUCAGGGGGUUAUGUCUCCACUGGCGAAAAAGAAGCUCCUGUCCCAGGUGUGUGAGUCAAACACAUUUGCCUUUUCUCUUCAGCCUUCAUUAGCCCCACUCCCAUCCGCCUACUCAUCGCUCUCCCUCUCAGACAGGGACACAGAAAAGAGAAAAGAGGACUCUGGACAGAGGCAGAGCUCAGACAGUCUGUCUGAGGUGCCCAUAUUCAGGCCCUCUGUCAUUCAGCACGCUCAGAGCACUAAGACACAGCACACCAGCAGUAGUCAGGCCGACAGAGGAGAGCUCUCUGAGGUCCUUAGCCGUAGUGCACGUCACAUUCAGCCCCAAGUCAGUGCGCCGUGGCAACCGUAUCUGCCCCCGGACGCAAGUGACCAGGACAAGUUAGUGCAGCAGAGUGCAGUGGGUCAGUCCAGAAGUUACACACGCGACUGUUACUCAUCACCUCACCUCAACAGUCUGUACCGACAAACAGAGACCUGCCUGAGCCAGGACCGGGUGUCAGGUUUCACCAAUGGAGAGGGCAGGAGGGAGCAGUACGGGCGGGAGCGCGAGGGCACUCAGGGCUUUGUCUGCAUUGAACCUGAAGGACUGGCUUAUAGAAGUCACUACAGUGACAGAAAUCAGGACAGCAGAGAGGCUGAAGAUGAGCCCAGAGACUUCAGCAUAUCCAAACAGAGGCUGUCUUCAGUCUCCAAAUCCUCGUUCUGCAGUUUGUCGUAUCCCAUCAUGCACCAGAGUUUGGAGUCGCACCCUAAGGCGUGUAAAGUGACUCCCAUGACUGUCUCUCCCUCUAAACAGACUUCAGAUACACAGCAGUCAUUCCCCAGUCCCAAGACCUCAUCUGAAUCUAGUCCCAACAGACCCAGUAAGAGGAGUGUAGCAGAAGCUGAGAGUGAGGACGCCCCCCAGAGGAAGGUGCGGGUGGUGACCCCCAUCCACCCCACUGCUGCUUCGCGCCGCAGUGACCCGGAGGAGCUCAAAGCGGCUGAGCCAGCGCAUGCAGUUCACCUCAACAAUCACAUCCCAGAAGGGCACCCCACUACCACAUACCCCCACCCUCACGCCGCACUGUACUCGGGCCUGUAUGCCCCCGGCAGCCUGGUGUCUGCUACUGCACAGGACAGCCUCCAGCAGCACCCGGGCCUACAAUACCUCAAGAGCCAAUCAGCAGUGUCACCCCUGGUCCCGCCUUUAGCCUUUCACUCCAUGAUGUUACACAGGCAGCUGCUGGCAGCCAGCCCCAGCGCACAUGCCUUCUACAGGCACCCGGGCGGAGCCGCCCUCUACGGGGACCUGCUGCACCACCUCUACCCCCUGUCCACCCUCCCACCCCCUCAGCUGUCCUCAGUACACCCCAGCACCAGACUGUGAAUCACAUCAUGCUCAAACACUGACAUUACCAGCCCAUGAACCCAUUGGUCAGGCAGACUGAAAAGUCCUGUGUAUUUUGCAAUUAGUUCUAUACUUUGCACUGCUCUGUUUUUAUCACCACUUACUGUAUCUUUGUGUUGUAUUCUUAUUUGCACAAUGCUCUUGUAUGUUUAUGUGCCCACAUUUCCGCUCUCAGUCAUUGUGAGUCAGGUCUGUUGCUUGGACAAUGUUUUAAAAAAGUGAAAAGCAACAGAGUAAAGCCAUUGUUUACUGCAUCUGAGGGCUAAACUUUGUUGCUUGGAAACACUAAAGUGAUGUAUAUGAAGUGUUUGAUCUAACAAAGCUGCGUUCACGAUCACCACCAUAAUGAGUGCAUUAUUACACUGAAGCCAGUGGUGUUGUGCAUGUUUACAUUUCCCUUUGACUGUCCACACUGCAGAGCGCUGUACGCUGCUGCAUCUCAUGACCUCGUCUCAUUGUUGCUUUCUGAGGUGCUGUGUUGGCAGACGUACUGUACACUCUAUGACUCACUGCAGGUUUAAUAUUAGUUAUGUAUUUUAAAUACAUAGAACACAAGUACUUGUCAAUAAUUCUAUAAUGUUUUGCUGUCCGAAAAGAAAAAAGAAAAACAUUUUGAUUUUAGAUCCACACAAAAGGCCCUUAUGUGAUUGUAGAUUGUAGCAGUGUUUAGUCCAUAGGACCAGCGUGAUGACGCAGCCAUUGGCUGUUGAGUGCUCUUAAAACAUCAGCAUUUCAUCUUUUUAUUCCUAAACUUGAAAAGCUCUUUCUGUUGAAAACAGACUCUUUAUGUGACUUUAUAGGAAUGUUGUCAUUUAGGAUAUCAUUGCUUUGCAAAUACAGUAUCUGUGCCUUUUGCAGUCUUGGAUUAGAAUUAGCAUUACAGAUUAAUUGGUUUUAUUCUGUAGCAGGAUUGGCCUAUAAUUAUUAUUGUCACUUUGAAGAUAAUGCAGAGCCCUCAACACACUAUAGGCACCAGACUUUAUUACAUAUUAUUUAAAUAUUUCCUUUAAUAGGUUGCUUUGAAUUAAUUGCUUAACUGUAAGAAAAAUGUAUAAGUUAUAAAGUUAGCGCUUUAACAAAGGUUAGUUUUUCCAACUCCUCAUCUUAAACGCAGUACAUAUGUUUUAUCGCUGAAGAAAAGGUACUAUAAAUUAAACGCUUCAGCCCCAGGUAGAAGGGAACACCUGCUCUGGCUUUUACGACCACUAGAACUGCAGUUAGUGGAAAUACACCGUGGACAUGUGCAUAUGUGGGAUAGUUUUACUGAACUUAAAAAAAAAACACAUUAAUUUCUUACCAAGUACUGUACAUUGCUGCGUGUAAGUGAAACUGACAGGAUUGUGGGGAAGCCCCCUGUACAGAUGUCGCUCAUACGGGAUCAAAUGGCAAUCCUUCUCUUGUCUUAUUUUGAUGUACAUAGCUGUGUAGAUAAACUGCGUGGCUGUUAUCAUAUAAACAGUUAUAAUCUGUAAAUAGUAUAUAAGCGAUAUAAAAGUCGGUUACACAAUCUAGCUGUGUCCUUGUUUGCUCUGGGUCAAGGUCACCAUAAACAUGUUAGAUUUUAACACUACAAUUUAAGAACUAGGAUAUUCUUUAGUUGUUUUAUUUUUAUGUUGUUUUCAUCAAUGUGCAUCCUUAAAAGUGUUUUUGAUACAUUUUACCAAUCAUCCAGCUGGCAAGCAAGACAAAAAAUAAAGACAUUUUGUAUGAUAUGACUUCCUGUAUAUUUAAUUAAAAUAUUUUACUAUCUACACAA
Boleophthalmus pectinirostris (great blue-spotted mudskipper) is the source of this 5251-nucleotide messenger RNA. It is a transcript of the gene arid5b, whose product is annotated as AT-rich interaction domain 5B. Gene Ontology annotation, biological process: regulation of transcription by RNA polymerase II. The transcript is spliced from 10 exons. The coding region runs from base 43 to 3474 and encodes 1143 amino acids. The record is from RefSeq and is a predicted model, not a curated record. Gene Ontology annotation, cellular component: nucleus. Lineage: Eukaryota; Metazoa; Chordata; Actinopteri; Gobiiformes; Gobiidae. Gene Ontology annotation, molecular function: transcription cis-regulatory region binding.